This is a messenger RNA of Strongylocentrotus purpuratus (purple sea urchin), 3997 nucleotides long. RefSeq names its product histone-lysine N-methyltransferase PRDM9-like. The transcript is spliced from 6 exons. Gene Ontology annotation, cellular component: chromosome. Bases 106 to 3819 code for a protein of 1237 amino acids. Lineage: Eukaryota; Metazoa; Echinodermata; Echinoidea; Camarodonta; Strongylocentrotidae. Gene Ontology annotation, molecular function: chromatin insulator sequence binding; protein binding. The record is from RefSeq and is a predicted model, not a curated record. Gene Ontology annotation, biological process: regulation of transcription by RNA polymerase II.
CACAAUCACAUGAUCGAUCCGCUCGAGUGGCUUCAAAUUUAAGUGAGAGAGGGCCAGUUCUAGAUCUACAACAGUUUGUUUAAUCUUGAUUGAAUACAUGGGAGUAUGGAGGAGAAUCAUCAGCGCUACUACGGUGGAGAGGGGCUACAACACGAUACCACUCAUCAACCACUCUCUCACUACCAGCAACAUCUCAUCUACCAACCCACUGGGUACACAUCUCAGCAACAUGAACAACAUCAUAGGCAGCAACAUGGGCAGCAACAUGAGCAGCAACAUCCCGCCACCUUUGUUGAUGCAACCAGCAGUCAAGCAACCAUGCAAACAUUUCAGGCUGAUACAGGACAAAUGUCGUUUGCCAGCCAACUAGCUGAAAAAGGAUGGCAGCACUCGAUGAGCCCCAGUCUUCCAGUUAUUCCAAGCUCAGUGGCUCCUGCAACCACACCCACUACCAUGCAAACACCGACAUCGGCCAGUCAACCACCCCAACAACGACCAUCUGGUAUCUUGAAGCAAGAGUUACCAGCAAACAAUCAGGCCUCUAGCGCCAGUCAGGUGUCGACGGGUUGGAGUAGCCAUGGGCCUUCCAGGAAGAUUCAAACACAAAUGGCUUUUGAUCGGACUGGGUUAGGACAGCAAGGUGCAGGUCAAAGCACUGCUAGAACCAAUGAUGGUCUUCCACAAGAUUCUUCAAGGAUGCGCAAUUCUGGUGCAUCGAAAGGCUUAGGACAAACUAAACCACUUAGUAGCAAAGGAGACACUGUCCUCAUUUUAUCUUCAGGUAUCAUUGAUGAUAUUACAAAACAUCUUGGAAAAGAUGAGGGAAGUGCUAGGGGUAGAAUCAUGGAAUCUAAUAAAAGACCAGAGACACUGUCUAGAGAUCCAGGUCGGACAAAGUUACCGCCAGCUUCUCAAGAAAAGAAGAUUAUACGGUACAAGAAAAAGUGCGGUAGUGGACUGGUUCAGAACAUCCAUCAAGGGUCAAAGAGUGAGAGUGUGAGGAAAAGCGGAAUUGCUACGGUUACAAACAGGACCAUUGGUACACAGAAGACCAGAACGCUUGCUAUGGUCAGGGAUAGGACGUCGAAUGGACAGAACAUCAGGCCACUUGCUAUGGCCCCAGAUCGGACGGUGUAUGGACAGAAGAUUUGGACAGCUGCCCAGAGGAGGAGAAGUAAUGUGAAACCUGUAAAGAGACAAAGAGAGGAACUAAUUGAGAAAGGUGUUGAGGACUGGUCCCGUUAUGCCUCAUCACAGCAGGGGGAUGAAGAUGAAUGGGUGGAGGAUGGAGAGUGGUAUGAUGAGGAGGAGGAAGAGGAGAAGGAAAGAAGAGACAAGGAGGAGAGGGAAGAGGAGGAGGAGGAUGACAGUGACGGCGAUGAUGAUGAUGAUGAUGACAGUCUAGAGUCAGAUAUAAGUGAGUUAGAGACAGGUGAAGAUUAUAAUAAUGAUUAUGAGGAGGAGGUAAAGCAAGAGGAGAACGAUGAGGACGCUGAUGAGGAUGAUAGCUAUCAGGAGUGGGAUGAUGACGAGAUGGAGACGGAGGAUGAAGAAGAAGAAGACUUGGAUGUUCCACCAUUACCGGAGGGAUUCUGGUACAAGUUUUCCUCAUCUCGUCGUGAUGAAGACCAGAAGAUCGUUGGAGUGACCGCUGAGGAGGAGAUCCCUGCUGGUAAACAGUAUGGACCGCUGGAAGGUGAACUGGUGGGAGAGGAUGAGGGGUGCUUGUCACAGUCAUCUUGGGAGCUGUGCACCAAAAGCAAUGUACUAUUGUACAUAGACGGUGGGUCAGACUGGCUAUCUCAUAUACAGUGUACACAGAGGCAAGCUGAGCAGAACAUGGAAGCAAUACAGCUCUAUGGAAACAUCUACUACAGGACUACAAAGUGCAUUGAACCAGGAAGUGAGCUCAGGGUGUUCUACAGCAAGGAGUAUUCAAACCAUGUUGGGUUCGAUACCGACCUUGGGAAACUCACAUUCCACUCAGAAUUGAAUGCCUUCUCCUGUCCUCGAUGUGAUAUUCAUUACACCGACCCAAAACUUAUGCUAAGACACAUCAAGCUAUCCCACCAAGGCAAAUCAUCUACCGACCUUCGACCUGUCGUUACCUUUGAAACUAGAAGCAAGACUUCAGAAAGCAAGCAAUCUUUGGAGAAAGCGCUGAGAGAGGAGGGUAAGAUGUUCAGACGCGCAACUCAACCUCUGAAGCCUGUAGCUAAUCACCGUACUGAGCAGGAGAGGAGAAAUUCAAGCGAGAUUCCACCUUCAACUAGCCAUAUUCCACCUUCAACUAGCCAUAUGCCAUCUUCAACUAACCAUAUUCCAUCUUCAACUAGCCAUAUUCCGUCUUCAACUAGCCACAAUCCAUCUUCAACUAGCCACAAUCCAUCUUCAACUAGCCACAAUCCAUCUUCAACUAGCCACAAUCCACCUUCAACUAGCCACAAUCCAUCUUCAACUAGCCACAAUCCACCUUCAACUAGCCACAUUCCACCUUCAACUAGCCACAAAACCCACAGACAGACUCUGGAAGGUAAGGAGUCAUCAAAGUCUUCCAGGGAAUUGAACAAGAAUAUUGAAAGUAGAACUCAUGAAGUGAAACCUGAUGUGAAGCCUGCCACCAAGUCUGGGAAAGAUCUUGUUUGCGUGACUUGUUGUAAGACGUUCACCACAGAGGGCAGGCUUCAAGCACACAUGAUGUUUCAUACAUUCACAACUAAACACAAUUGCCCAAUCUGCGGAGAAACACAAUCCAGUAAGCAUAAGCUUGUGAGACACAUGGCUAGCCAUCAAAGAAUGAUCUACCAAUGCCAGCAGUGUCCUAAGACAUACUUCUCACCCAAAUCCUUGUAUUGCCAUGAACAGAAAAUUCACAGGAAGGCGGACAAGUACUACACUUGUAGCAUGUGCCCUUUGCAAUUCAGAUGGAAACAUGGGAUGAGAGAACACGAGAAGGAGCAUGAGAGGAACCAAGAGAGGGCGCCACAGAGAGAACUCACGAUCCAGGAACUCGUCAACCCUGAGAACAGGACGACCCACAAACGUAUAAAGUUGAACAAAGUCAACAAACCAAGAAGAGUGAUACGGAACAUGGAUGUUGUACAUGAAGAUAAUGGGGAUACUUCCAACAAGGAUAUGCUUGGCAAGAAACCAGAUUAUUUUCAGGAUCCUUCGCUUCGAUUCAAGUGUAAAUAUUGCCCAAAGAGAUACACCUCUGUUAGCUGUGUGAAGACCCAUGAGCGAGAGAUCCACGAAGGCAGGGGGAGAUAUAAGUGCUUGUAUUGUCCAAAGCAGUUUGUGGAUCGCUGUCGUUAUGAAAUUCACCAACAGAAACACAACGUUACAGACAAACUCUACAAGUGUACAGAAUGUCCACGUUCCUUCGCAUCCGAGAAUGCCCUGAAGAACCACCAUGGGGAACACACAGGCCUGAAACCAUUUAAGUGCGACGUAUGCGGGAAGGGCUUCGGAAGGAAGGAACUAGUGAAAGCACACGUAGGCAGGGUACACAGUGUGGUAGAGCUCAAGUUUCCAUGCUCGUUCUGCAACAAGAGGUUUGCUAAGCAGUGGGACAUGAAGAAACAUGCGCUCCGGCAUACAGGUAUCCGGCCGCAUGAGUGUGGAAUAUGCGGGAAGGGAUUCACUGCCAAGCAUUCGCUGCAGUUACACGUACGUGCCGUCCAUGAGAAGCUGAAACCUUAUGAGUGUGAUAUAUGUGGAAAGAGAUCUAGCGUCAGUCAUCAUCAUAAUGUACAUGUACUCAUGCACAAGAAAAAAGGACAGCAUAAGCCCAUAGGAGAAGAAAAUAAAAGACUCUGAGUAGAUUCAGAAACUAUGAAUAAAUUUAAGUAUCUUCUUCAAAUUGGGAACAUCCAUUUACAUUCUUCUCACCAAAGAUGACUUGAAAUGCAAAGGUCAUCAUGGGUUUCGCUCCCUGACAUGGCACUAAUGUCCAUAGACAAGGCAUUAAAGGUACUAUGUCCCUUUUGCAGCCAAC